Molecule: messenger RNA, 1368 nt
Organism: Vanessa tameamea
Lineage: Eukaryota; Metazoa; Arthropoda; Insecta; Lepidoptera; Nymphalidae
Product: facilitated trehalose transporter Tret1-like
Exons: 8
Coding region: 1-1368 (455 amino acids)
Biological process (GO): transmembrane transport
Cellular component (GO): membrane
Molecular function (GO): transmembrane transporter activity
Source: RefSeq, a predicted model, not a curated record
AUGACUGAUCCACAAACCGUUAAUAUAGGUCAGUUUAUUGAUGGCUACAGUGUUGGAUGGUCAGCGCCAAUCAUCCCGAAACUUCAAGAUUCCAAUGAAACGCCAUUACCGGCAUUGAUAACAGACUUGGAGGCGUCAUGGAUCGGUUCUCUUUUGUAUGUUGGAGCAAUAAUUGGUCCAUUUAUACCAAGUUACCUAUCAAAUAUAAUAGGCAGGAAACCUUGCUUAUUUCUCGGCAGUUUUCUCAAUCUAACAGCAAUAGUUCUCAUAGUUUUCACAAAGAAUGUCGCAAUGAUCUUCGCGAUCAGAAUCAUAAGUGGUUUAGGAAUGGGUAUGGUAACUGUUAACAAUCUUGUAUACGUCGGAGAAAUAGCAUCAACAAAUAUUCGCGGAAUACUCCUCACUUCCACAUCUAUAAUCGGUAUUUUGGGCACUUUAGCUGCUUAUACCGUUGGAUCAUUAGUGUCCUACACGUCUACGGGUUACUUUGCUCUUUUGAUAAAUAUUGUCCAUAUAAUUGGUAUAUUUUUUAUACCAGAAUCGCCCGUGUAUUACGCUAUAAAGGCGAAACAGAUGGAGGCGAAAAAUACUUUAAGAUACUUAGGCCGUCUCAAUGAUUUGGAGAAUGUCUUCGAAUGUGUGAAGGGGACGAGUCCAGAUGAAGGUCACAGCUGGAAGGCCUGGUUAAAUAUAUUCACAGUUAAAGCGAACAGAAAAUCAUUGUUCAUAACGCUGAGUUUGUGUACUUUGCAACAAACAAGCGGCGUAGCAGCAGUUCUCUUUUUUGCUACUAAUAUUUUUAAAAUCGCUGGAUCGUCUAUAAGACCAGAUAUAGCAACCAUUAUAAUUGGCGCAACAAGAUUACUGGCCAGUCUGGUAGCACCAUUUGUAGUUGAGAGAGCGGGACGAAGGAUAUUGCUGCUCGUUUCCACUGCAUUUUGUGCAAUCAGUUUAUCAAUUCUUGGCACCUACUUUCAUCUCUCGCGGAUACAAAGCGCUGUGAUUGCUGACAUCGGCUGGCUGCCGUUACUAGCGCUUAUUAUGUAUUUCUUUUCUUACGAAAUUGGUUUUGGCACAAUACCGAGUGCGUUAGUGGGAGAAAUGUUUAGUGGCAAUGCUCGCAGUACCGGUUCAGCUGUUGCCAUGACGACCGCUUGGCUGAUAGGUUUUGGUAUUGCAACUGGUUUCGGAUCCAUGGUCAAAGUUUUAGGAGGAGAUGUAACAUUCUGGAUUUUCUCUGGAUCAUGCAACGCUGCAUUUUUGUUUACGUAUAAAUUCGUGCCAGAAACAAAGGGUCAAACUUUGAACGAGAUACAGGAAUUGUUGGGCAGAUCAAACUCACGAAAACUUGUGAGUGAGAAAAUUUAA